Molecule: messenger RNA, 1401 nt
Organism: Acanthosepion pharaonis
Lineage: Eukaryota; Metazoa; Mollusca; Cephalopoda; Sepiida; Sepiidae
Source: the annotation of a GenBank genome assembly
AUGCUCCCUCCUCUCCGUUUGAUAUCUGUACAUCAUUCGCUUCCUACUUGUCCUCGUACUACUCCCUUUGCUUUCUUCCUGCUCCUUCCUCUCUGUUUGAUAUCUCUACAUCAUUCGCUUCCUCCUUGUCCUCAUACUAUUCCCUUUUCUUUCUUUCUUCUCCCUCCUCGCUGUUUGAUAUGUAUACAAAAUACUCCUAUUUUUCCUCCUCUUACUACACCCCUCCUACUUGCUAUGUCUAAUUUUUUUUUUUCUUUUCUCUCACUGAUAUUUCUCCCUCCUAUCAUCUAUAUUUUUUUCAAAUUUCUUUUCCCUUUUUUUUUCUCUUUCCUUCACACUUCGUUGUUGAAAUAUUGUUUUCCCUUUAACUCCGAUUUUCAUUCAUUCAUUCAUUCAUUCGAUAUAUUUUUCUUUAACCUACACAAUCCAUUUAAUCAUUUAAUCUUUUGUUUUUUUUUUAUUUCGCUCCUUUCUUUCUUUCUUUCUUUCCAUUUGCUUCAAUUUAUAUUUAUUAAUUUUCCCUCUUUUUUCCUUUUUCUAUCUAUUUAUGGAGCUUUUUGUUUGUUUGUUUAUCUUUCUUUGUUUCUUUCCUUCGUUUUUUCGUUUUUCUUUCUUUCUUUCUUUCUUUCUUUCUUUCUUUCUUUCUUUCUUUCCAUUUGCUUCAUUCUAUAUUUAUUAAUUUUCCCUCUUCCGUCUUUUUCUAUCUUUUUACCGAACUUUUUGUGUUUGUUUUUUGUUUAUCUUUCUUUCUUUCUUUCUUUCUUUCUUUCUUUCUUUCUUUCUUUCUUUUUCCUCUAUCCACCCCUUUCUUUCAAACAACUUAUCCCUUUUUUCUCUAUCCCUUUCUUUCUUUCUUUCUUUCUUUCUUUCUUUCUUUCUUUCUUUCUUUCUCAUUCUAUUUUCUUCUUUCUACAUUUCCUUUUUUCUAUCUUCUUUAUUGUUCUUUUACUUUCUUUUUCUCGUUUUCCUUCCUUCCUUCCUUCCUUCCUUCCUUCCUCCUUUUUUCCUUUUUCUAUCUUUUUUAUGGACCUUUUUUUGUUUGUUUAUCAUUCUUUGUUUCUUUCCUUCUUUUUUCGUUUUUUCCUUCCUUCUUUCUUUCUUUCUUUCUUUCUUCUCUUCUUUCUUUCGCGACGUAUUUUUUUCUUAUUUUCAGUCAUCAAUCCACUCAUUCUUUCUUUCUUUAUUUCUUUCUUUCUUUCUUUUAGUAUGCAACUUUAUUCUUUGUUUACAUAUGGCAUUCUUUCUUUUUCCUAUACGACGUAUUUCUUUCUUUCUUUCUUUCUUUCUUUCUUUCUUUCUUUCUUUUUUUCAUAUGCGACGCAAUUAUUUCUUCUUUCUUUCUUUUCAUAUGAGAAGCAUAAUUUUUCUUUCUUUCUUUCUUUCUUUCUUUCUUUCUUUUAA